Messenger RNA from Eurypyga helias (sunbittern), 543 nucleotides. RefSeq names its product chromosome unknown open reading frame, human C8orf48 (gene CUNH8orf48). Lineage: Eukaryota; Metazoa; Chordata; Aves; Eurypygiformes; Eurypygidae. The annotation marks the transcript as partial. The transcript has 3 exons. The record is from RefSeq and is a predicted model, not a curated record.
AUUGACACUUUUGUUGAUUUAUGCUUUGCAGAAAUUACUGAUUUAUUAGCUGGCAAACCGAAUGCUCUCUGGUCUUUUUGCACCAUGAAGAUAAGCCAGAUGCGUCAGCAGCUGAUCUCCGAGCAGGCAAACGGUGGCAAGUCAAGAAAACUGCAGCACGGAAUCACAGCAAAGAAACUGGACUCAAACUGCGUUGUUCCUGACCUGCUAAUGAACAGAAUCUGCCUGGAAAACAUCAGGGAGACUGUGAAACAGGUGACAGGAGCUCAAAUCCACGAAUCUUCAGUGUGCCCUGACUGUCAGAAGAAGAAAGCAGAGCUAGCCAAGACUGCCUUUCUCAGAUGAAAGAAGAUUCUCAUGGAAGGUGAUUUAAUAGAAGAGAGAUUGGAAGAACAGAUUUACCCCAGAGAUGUGCUUACUCUUAUCGGAGAAGCAUGCAGAAGCUUUCCCAGAGUGUCAGAGGAUCCCAGGAACUUAUGGCCAAGGCUGAAAGGUCAGAAAAAUGUAAGGCCUGAAAGUAGUAAACAUAACUCAAGGACGUAA